This is a messenger RNA of Dromaius novaehollandiae (emu), 1162 nucleotides long. RefSeq names its product distal membrane arm assembly component 2 like (gene DMAC2L). The record is from RefSeq and is a predicted model, not a curated record. Lineage: Eukaryota; Metazoa; Chordata; Aves; Casuariiformes; Dromaiidae.
GUCGCCGGCGACGGCUCCCUUUCCCCCUCCCUACGUUAUUUCCCCCCCCCGCUUUCCCUUUCCCGGGACGACGAUGCUGUGGGGAGUCUUUGCGCAGCCCGCGUGGCGCCUGAGCAAGCCGCCGUGGCCGGGCGGGUGGCGGCGGCGCUUCUGGGGGUGGCUGAACGCCGUGUUCAACAAGGUGGACUAUGAACGAAUCCAAGCCGUCGGCCCCGACAGGGCGGCUUCGGAGUGGCUGCUGCGCUGCGGCGCGCUGGUGCGCUACCGAGGUGAGAAGUGGCAGCAGGACUACAACGGUCUCCCGACGGGGCCCUUGGGGAAGUACAAGAUAGAAGCAAUCGAUGCCACCGACUCCUGCAUCAUGUACAGAGGAUUUGAUUAUUUGGAUGGCCUUGAACAUGUUGCAGAAAUCAAGCUGCAGAAGUGUAUUUAUAUACAGGAUGAGUGUCUGCAGAGGCUCAGUGAGACUAAGAAUUUACAGAAGAGUCUCCUGCAGCUGAAGAUAAUUUCCUGUGGGAAUGUCACAGAUAAAGGCAUCAUUGCACUUCACAAGCUGAUGAACCUUGAAUAUUUGUAUCUGAGUGACCUUCCUGGAAUACGAAAGAAAGAAACUACUGUUCAUAUGCUUCAGCAGGCAUUGCCAAACCUAGAGCUGGAGCUGGAUUUAGAAUAAAAGCAAUUUCAUGUAAUUGAGAGGUAUUUUAUUUCAUAGUAUUUAUCAUAUGUUGCAUAAAUUAUGUUGUAGAUACUACUACAUUUCCAGAUAUGGAAAUAAGUCUAGAUGUCUCAAUCCAGGUUUAAAAGCUGGAUGCAAUCUUUUUGACAAGUUAUACAAGCAAACAUCAUUAAGCUUGAACUAUACUGUGGAUCAACAGCAACAGAGAGUGCAGGCUUCUGUACCUAAUACAUUUUUUUUUUUUAGUUCUGGUUUUAUCAGAAAGCUGUUAAAAUAUCAAUUAUUAAGUUAAAAAGAUUGUUUUAUUGCACAGAAAUUCUUGCACAAAAUGUCAUUGAAAGGAAUGCCAGUGUUGCUAAACAACAGCACUGUACGGAUUUAUUAUGUGAUGUUGAUGCUGUCUAAAUGAGAGCUGUUCACUUGCUUUUUGAGGAACUUGCCCAAUCAAUGGGUGAAGAUCUAAUAAAAUAGCUAAAAUAGCUUAUA